CAUCCAUGUCCACGACGUUUGCUCACACUCCUUUCGCGUACGUUCAGUUUUUCAAGUCGCUGUCGCGUAUGGAACAACUAUAAGCUGGCAGCACUAGAUCGGCGAUGGUGCUCUCCAGGCCCCCGGCUGCACGCUUCUAUGCCGCCUUCUACAGAUGGAGUUGUUAUACGCAACGGCCGUUGCCAUGUUCUCUUUCCCCACAAUACAACCGGGGCAAACCGAGCUAUGCGUCCAAUCUUCGCAGCUACCGCGCGACUUCCCUCCUCCGACAACAGGACGAGCCUGAAUCGCAAUCACAGACUGGAGGAGUGAAUUUGGUCGUUGAAGACCGGCCUGCUAUCCCUUCGCAGGAACCACCAACUGAGCAGGACAUUCCACAGUCGGGGGAUGAGGGCACGCCGACGAUUCUCGACUCACACCUCGAGACACAACAGUUGCAAACUCAGGUCCGCACCCUGAUGCGCAAAGUGCCCGGCUCGGUUGCCAUCAUUACCGUUGCGAGUCUCGACCCAACUACGGGGAAGCAUGUUCCUAUGGGGGUCGCCGUCUCUUCCUUGAGCACUGUCACACUGGACCCUCCCACCAUAUCUUUCAACCUGAAGCAUCCGUCCCAGACCCUUGACGCCAUUCGAGCUUCAAAAGGCCUCUUUCGCGUUCAUUUCCUUGCAGCGGAGAGGGGCGGUGCCAAUAUGGUAGACCUCUUCUGUCGUGGAAACCAUCCUGAUGCAUACACGCAACGGCUAAAAAACUCGAGAAUAUUGGUCCCGAGGCCCGGUCUCAACGCCUUGUCUUCGCAAUCGUAUGCGCCACAGCUAUAUGGCGAUGCUAUACGUGCGGCGAUGGAGUGUACAUUGACCCACGAGCUUUCCGUCGCAGACCAUGUAAUCCUUGUUGCAAAAAUCACUAGCUUGGACUCCAAGAUUUCAAAAGACCCUACACUUGUCUACGUUGAUGGCGGGUUCAUGCGCGCAGAUGGAACCAAGAUAUCAGGUUAUGGAAGAGCCAAAGCGUCGUCACUGACACGUACCUGGUCGGCUUGGGAUUAUCCGUUGUUUCCAGGGGACUCGGAACGAAUUGACUAUGUAAAUCGAAUCAAGUCAAUGAUCGAAGAGCGUCCUGAAGAUUUCAACAUGCCAGAGAGAGAAAUUCGUCAAAAACUGGAGAGCACUCUGCCCGUAUCUCCAAAAAUGUUUGGCAUCAACCUGGCCCUACUCAUUUCCCAGUGCAAAAAGAAAGCGGGUCAGAAGAACGAAGACAAAUUGAGUACUACACAACAAGAUUUACCUGUCCUUGCCGAGUUCUAUGGCCGACUCACUCCUUCCCAAACAGGAAGGAUUAUUGAUCGUGCGAGAGCUUUGCUGAAAGAAGACUUGCAAUUUCUGGACAUUGAAUAUGUCCAACUUCUGCAGCAUUUGGGUGUUAGUCCUGCCAACACCAGUAUUCUACCUAGCGAUAUUUUGAACGCCUUGAGAGCAGACGGACUCAUUGAUCCUUUUGUCCCCAGGCGGCCCACAACACAAGCACCAAAACAUGAUCACGAUAUUAUGUAUUAUGAACAAGCCGAACACAAUCUUCGCGAGCACCUUCGUACCUUGGACUACAAAGAUUCGAUCCGAAAGCCAUUUCAUGACCUAUUGGCGGCUGUUGGAGAGACACAGACUGUGGCACAGGUCUUACAGCGCAGUCGAUGGCGUUUUCAUGUUGAAGCCACGCCGGAGUUGUUCCAUGCCUCGAAGAUUGAGAUUAUGGGUGAAGUAUCGCAGGAAGACACACGGGUUGUGUUAAGCCGACUCGUCAGGUUUGCCCAAGUGGACAACAUUAAAGCGUUCAGGAUGUGGUUGUCGCUUCCUUGGAUAGAAUCCUUGCGCAAAGUUAGUGUCAGUCCCUUGAUAACGGGCAUUGACAUUGAGUUCUUCCUCGGCAAGAUAUCUCAUCUGUAUACCACUACUCCACAAUUCUUCGAGCUGGCAGGAAAGGUCAAUCAGAUGUUGGAGCCCUGGUUUGACAAAAUCGUCGUCUGGGAAGACCUACAAGAGCGUGUAAAGCAGUUUGUGCAGAAAACACCGUUACGCGCCAUGUCGUGGUCAGACAGAGACAAGCUUGCUGCUAUGGGACUCCACUGGGAAGCCACAUUCACAGUCCCCCCUUCAGAUGACGCACAACCACUCAGCCGAGGUCAUAUUCUCGAUACGCUGGUAGCGAAAGAGCUCAAAAACCACUAUGGCAAUGGCAGCGAUGCGGAGAACCGAGCCAUCGCCACAUGGUUGAAAGAGAGGUACAAUUACACGGUACAUCGGCGGCCAGUUGAAACUCGGCCUGAGGAGGCUUCGAAGUCGUCGAGCGAUGCCAUGCGGGACGCUAUGUUGGCUAGUUUGAAUGUGGAUGUGGUGGGCGACAAACCGAGUGAAGCCCAGUCUGAAGGGGAGCAGGAAGAGCAGGUCGUUUUCCGCAAACAUGGCGUCGCUGCUCCGCGCAUCCGUUUCCGCAAUACUGAGCCUUCGAUGAACAGCAGGCGCCCGCGACAGAAAGUUCUGUCAUGGUCUGGCUAUUCACUUGAUGGGGAGAAGAAGGGGGAUCAGUAGUGUCUUGUGUGUACUCAAGAUUGUUCUGGAAUCGUACUUCUAUAUGCUCUUUAGUCUGGCAGUUAGCAUUCGAUUGACUACUUGCAAAUCAUCAUUCCGAAAUUUCAUCUUGGAAGCACGUGAACACGCGCAUGCUCCAGCCACUCUCC
Dothidotthia symphoricarpi CBS 119687 is the source of this 2731-nucleotide messenger RNA. RefSeq lists its product as uncharacterized. Gene Ontology annotation, molecular function: FMN binding; riboflavin reductase (NADPH) activity. The coding region runs from base 105 to 2582 and encodes 825 amino acids. The transcript is spliced from 2 exons. NCBI's taxonomy places the organism in Eukaryota, Fungi, Ascomycota, Dothideomycetes, Pleosporales, Dothidotthiaceae. The record is from RefSeq and is a predicted model, not a curated record.